Messenger RNA from Drosophila biarmipes, 1912 nucleotides. Its product is annotated as glutathione S-transferase C-terminal domain-containing protein homolog. Lineage: Eukaryota; Metazoa; Arthropoda; Insecta; Diptera; Drosophilidae. The transcript has 4 exons. Bases 102 to 1859 code for a protein of 585 amino acids. The record is from RefSeq and is a predicted model, not a curated record.
UUUGGCCCCCAGCUGGUUAUUAUUACUAAUUUCAUUGCGUUUAUUUUAUUUUCGGUUUCUGUUUAGUUCCCAAUUAGUUUUAAUGAUCCGUCAAUGAAACCAUGGAUCAGCUGUACCUGGAAAUCGAGAUCAGCACGCAGAAGGAGACCACCAUCUACACCAGUGUCUCCUCGUUCCUGGCCUUGUUUACCUACAAAUUUCUUAGCGAUCCGAAAAAUGUGCGGGUUAACUUCGUCUCCACAAAGAUCGAGGGUGGUAAAAUAGCUUUAAGGAGCUCCCAGCUGAGGAAGGAGCUGACUGACCAGCACAUCACGUGCAGGGAGGCCGCGUCGUUGCCCGCCAUCCGGAAUUUGAAACUUCCUAUUUAUGAGAAGGAGGGUAAUACCUUCAUUGCAGGGACCUGUGCUGUCUGCAGGGAACUUAUCGCCAGACAGCCGAACGAGGAUCUAAGGAAACUUUUGGGCUUCAAGGGCAGCUGCCUUUUGGCUCCGUCUGAAGCCUCGAUUUGGACCCGGUUCUGUGAGGUGGAUGUGGUGAACGUUGUCAGUGAUCUCCACAACGGCCUGAUUCUGGAUGCUGUGCCACCGGAGGUGGUGAGAUUCGAGCAACAUAUGAACGAACCGGUCCGGAUGCACAACAUCUACAAGCAGGCCAGGGAACAGGCCAACCAGACUGAGAAUGGCGGCAAGGUCAAGAAGCGGGAGCGAGUGCAGAUCAAGUGCACCACGCCCAAGGAGGAGCUGCUUAUAGAGCACCGAUUUGCCGAGGGCAUUAGCUUCACAAUUGCUGAUCUCAUCUUGUAUCCCCUGUUACGAAUAGUCUUCCAGCAUUGCGGGCAGAUGCUGCCCCAUUUUCCACUCACGAGUACUUGGUUUAGUGAGAUCGAUUCCUUCGAAGACAAGUGCGCCAAGAUUCUCGAAGAGAUAUAUGUGCCCCAGGCAGUAAGAACCCCUCCCGGAGACCUUGGAAUUCCCGACUGCGAGGCCACCAGUCUGUACAAGGCCGAUCCCAAGCGCUACAAGCCCAGAAAUCGCAUUUACACCAGUCAAGUGGAGUUGGAGGCGGCCCUGGGAAAGCUGUCCGCGCUGCAGCUGCAAUUCAACUCGGAUUCGGAGCACACCUACGGGCAGCAGCUCAUCGACUGGGAGCAGAUAGAGCCCACCCACGCCAAGAGUUCAGCUUUGCCCAAGGAGCGACUGGAGCGCAAGCGACAGCAGCUGGAAAACAUGGCCAAUGCGGUGGUUUCCUUGGCCCAACCGGGGGAUCGCAUCGUUGACUUCUGCAGCGGAACUGGCCAUUUGGCCAUUCUGCUGGCCCUAAAACUGCCAAAGUGCACCAUUAUUGUGAUGGAAAACAAAGCUUUCUCCCUGCUCCAAGCCCAAAAGAGGACCAUCGAAUUGGGCCUGACCAACUGUGUCUUCUACCAAUGCAAUAUAGAUUACUUUGUGGGAGGAUUCGAGAUCGGGGCCUCUCUGCACGCUUGUGGAACGGCCACGGAUAUCGUUUUGCAGCAAUGCCGGAGGGCCAGGGCUCACUUUGUUUGCUGUCCCUGCUGCUAUGGAUCCCUGCAGCCAAUGCCGCACAUCUCAUAUCCGCUGAGCGAAGCGUUCCAAAGGGUUUUGGAAACAAAGGACUACUUGUACAUUGCCCAUUCGGCGGAUCAGGCGCACGAGAUGGGCACCACCAACUGCAAGCCGGAGACCACGCUGCAGGGACUCUACUGCAUGUCCGUGGUGGACACCGAUCGCCAGCUGCAGGCGGAGGAGGCGGGAUACCAGGUCAUCCUCACGCGCUUGAAGCCCGAGCAGUGCACGCCAAAGAAUCACCUGCUAGUCGGACGUUUUGUUAAACAGGACUGAAGUUCUAAACUGCCACUGAUACCGAAAUAAAUGCAUUUUUAAUCUUUUUUAAA